UAAUCUAAAUGUUCAAAAGGCGAAAAUAGCGCUAACACGAUCGAAUAGCUUCUAGACAUACAUAUUGAGUCAUCGAAGCUGUUGGUUUUGAAACACGUUCGGUAUUGCUAGCUUAUUUUUGAAAGCAUGGGUCGCGUUAGGACGAAGACCGUGAAAAAGGCAUCGCGCCUCAUCAUCGAGAAAUACUAUACAAAGCUCACCCUCGACUUCCACACCAACAAGCGGAUCUGCGAGGAGAUCGCCCAGAUUCCCAGCAAAAAGUUAAAAAACAAGAUUGCUGGGUUUGUGACUCACCUGAUGAAGCGCAUUCAGCGUGGGCCUGUGCGCGGCAUCUCCAUCAAGCUUCAGGAAGAAGAGAGGGAGCGGAGGGACAACUAUGUGCCCGAGAUUUCUGCCCUGGAGCAAGACGUCAUUGAGGUGGAUGGUGACACCAUGGAGAUGAUGAAGGCAUUGGACAUGGCUGGCAUCUCUGGCCUGCAGACGACGCCUCUGGGACCUUUCCGCGGUGGACAGCGCAACUGAGUUCAUGAGAAUAAAACUGUAAAAAGAAGCAAA
Molecule: messenger RNA, 555 nt
Organism: Dermacentor silvarum
Lineage: Eukaryota; Metazoa; Arthropoda; Arachnida; Ixodida; Ixodidae
Gene: RpS17
Product: 40S ribosomal protein S17
Exons: 5
Coding region: 127-522 (131 amino acids)
Biological process (GO): translation
Cellular component (GO): ribosome
Molecular function (GO): structural constituent of ribosome
Source: RefSeq, a predicted model, not a curated record